Messenger RNA from Fusarium redolens, 573 nucleotides. RefSeq lists its product as uncharacterized. The coding region runs from base 1 to 573 and encodes 190 amino acids. The transcript is spliced from 2 exons. NCBI's taxonomy places the organism in Eukaryota, Fungi, Ascomycota, Sordariomycetes, Hypocreales, Nectriaceae. The record is from RefSeq and is a predicted model, not a curated record.
AUGGCGGCUAAAAACCCCGACUCCCUCGACGGCCAGGGGCAGUUUCAUGCCCGCAUCAACCCAUCUGAGCUUACAGCAAACAAGUGGCACAAGCCAGGCAACGAGCAAGGCAACGAUGCCGCACCAGAGUACCACGCCGAGACCUUCCCACCUGGAAGUGCACCUCCUGAGAAUACGUUCCGCCCCAAUCCUGUCAACAGCGACAUGAAUGAAGCCCUAGAAAUGCCUGCUCAAGACAUGCCAGGCUCGACAUCAAAGGACAUCCAUAACUCUAUUGAUAACCUGCACGGCAGACCAUUGAUUGGCCAAGAGAACCGUGAAAUCAGAGGAGUGCAUCCGGGAAAGAGAAAGAAGGAGCGCAGUGGCUUGGAAGGUGUUGGUGCGAGUACAGCUCACUCCGUAUUUGAUAAGGUGAGGGAUGAAGUUGCUGACAAGGCUAAUGUCGACAAGGGGCAGAGGGGAUAUUCUGGGAAACGAGAUGGCGGGUUGGCUGCUGAUGGAGCAGAGUCCAUGCCGCCCGUGAAAGCAGAUGAGCGGGCUGUUCGUCAAGGACCUCAUAAAUCUACUGUUUAA